AUGCCUGUUAAAAGACGCAACAACGGACGCUCAAAAUAUAACUGCGGACACACGAACAUCGUUCGCUGUCAGAACUGCCACCGCUGCGUUCCCAAGGACAAAGUAAUUAAGAGAUUCACCAUUCGCAAUAUAGUGGACAAUACUAUUGCAGACGAUGUCCUCAACGCGUGCGUGAUUCAGGGGUUCGCCAUCCCCAAGCUCUACAACAAGGUCCAGUACUGUGUGUCGUGCUCCAUCCACAAUCAUAUCGUUCGAGUCCGCUCCCGCGAGGACCGCAAGAUACGCACCCCACCAAAGCGCUUUCCUCGCAACUCCUCCCAGAAGAAGUGA
Molecule: messenger RNA, 330 nt
Organism: Giardia duodenalis
Lineage: Eukaryota; Fornicata; Diplomonadida; Hexamitidae
Product: Ribosomal protein S26
Exons: 1
Coding region: 1-330 (109 amino acids)
Biological process (GO): translation
Cellular component (GO): cytosolic small ribosomal subunit; ribosome
Molecular function (GO): mRNA binding; structural constituent of ribosome
Source: RefSeq, a predicted model, not a curated record